UUUUUUUUGAAAAAGUUCUUUCAGCUGGUAGAUCUUGAAGAACAAUUAGGAGCGGAAAAACUCGCUCGAAAUGUUACUGAACGCGAACUUGAGCAGUUGCGGCAUGAGAGGAACUCUCUGAAUAAAGUCUUGGAACAGACCAAGUUUGCUCUCUCUAAUGAAGAAUCUCGUAGAGAGGAAGCGGAAGAGAAUGUUAAAAAAGCAACAGAAGCUGUUGAGAGAGUCCAAGAACAAAUGAGAGAUCUGCAGUUAACAUUAACUGCACAAAAGGCACAGUUUGAAGAAAAACUCAAAGAUGCUGAGGAGAAAGCAGUUGAGUUGACGGAGAACAUAGAAAAUAGUGCGGAGCUGAUUAAGGGCUUGGAAGAGAUAAAGGCGAAAUCUGAAGAGCAGAUUCAAACGUUGCAAUCGGAGAAUGCAUUGCAAACCAAGAAGUGCGAGGAGAAGAUCGCUGAGGUGGAACAGGCUAUGAUACGAGUGCAUGAACUAGAACAAGAGGUAGACCAGCUUCGGAAAUCCAAAGAAAACUUACUUGUAGAAGUCCAGUUAGCCAAACACGUGUACGAAGAAAAUCAAACUGAGAUUGAGAAGUUAAACUGUGCAUCUGCUGAAUCCAAAAAGGUUAUCGGUUCCCUUGAGAUGGAACUGGAUUGUUUAAAGUGUCAAUUGGCAGCUGCUAACGAAAAAUCAAAUGAAGCUGCAGAAUUGCAGCAGGCACUGGAGACACUCAAAUGUGAGACUGCUGCCAUCACUUCCGAACGCGAUGCCUUUAAGGAUCGACUGCGUGUGGCUGAAGAUUCGAACAAGAAGUUCAUUGAAGAAGCAGAUAGGGGAAAGGAAGCCCUAGCACAAGCUCAAGAGAAAUCAGUUGUUCUUGCAAGUCAAAUGGCUGUAAUUGAAGAAAAGUUUCGCGAAAAGGAGAAAAAUUGUGAAGAGGCAGUAGCCGCACUUGAACAGGCGAAAGGAACAAUAGCGGUAUUGGAAAACGAAAAAGCUUUGUUGAGGAGUGAACUGAGUUCCUUGGAAGCAGAGCUUGAAUCCACAAAAAAACAGAGUACUGAAGAAAUUGGUCUAGCGCAACAGAAAGAACAGAAAAACUCCAAAGAAGUUACUAAACUACGGGAAGCCCUUGUCGAAAAAGAACGUUUUGCGGAUGAGCUGGCGAAAAAAUGUGACAAGUUUGAAGAAACUGAGGCUGAGCUGAAAGAACAAAUCAAUUGUCUGAACAAGGAACGUGAUCAGCUAAAGUCGCAAAUAAGCUCAUCAGAGAAAUUAGUGAUGUCCAACACCAAUGAAGAAGGUUUCAAGGAAAAGAUUGCAGCACUCGAGGGAGAAAUUCAUAUGUUGAAAGUGGAGAAGGAUCAGCUUAAGAGGAUUGCUAAUUACGCCGAAUGCAAUGAGAUAAAUGAGUUGAAACGUUAUCUGGCCAUAAAAGACGAAACUAUUGAAUAUUUGGAAAAGCAAUGCGAUGAAGUUGACGAUUUGGAGGCGAAGUAUCAACAGGAGAUCAACGAUCUUACUAAAGAAAGAGAUACUCUAAAAGCUCAAAUUGAGCCAGCUAGUGAGCCUGUAGUACCAAAUCUACGAGCUGCAUUGACUGAAGGUAUAAAACCACUCACGCCAGAUCACUCGAUGUCGUGCAGCGGAGACUCAAUGAAGGAAACAAGAGAGCGAAUAGUAGCGGUUGAAAAAGAAAAUACCAUUUUGAAGCAGGAAAUUGAUCGAUUACGAAAAUUUGCUGCGUACUCGAAUUGCGACGAAAUCGGCGAGCUGAAGAAGUGCCUGGCCUUCAAAGACGAACGAAUCGAAUACUUGGAAAAACAAUGUGACGACAUAGAUGAUUUGGAAGCGAAAUAUCAGAAGGAAAUAGAUGAUCUUAUCAAGGAAAGAGAUCGCCUAAAGGCACAAAUCGAUCCAUCCAGCGUACACGUAGCGCCGAUACUGAUUGAUAGAUCGAGGAAUGAGUAA
This is a messenger RNA of Strongylus vulgaris, 1968 nucleotides long. Lineage: Eukaryota; Metazoa; Nematoda; Chromadorea; Rhabditida; Strongylidae. The record is from the annotation of a GenBank genome assembly.